Carlito syrichta (Philippine tarsier) is the source of this 2317-nucleotide messenger RNA. RefSeq names its product solute carrier family 44 member 5 (gene SLC44A5). Bases 72 to 2105 code for a protein of 677 amino acids. Lineage: Eukaryota; Metazoa; Chordata; Mammalia; Primates; Tarsiidae. Gene Ontology annotation, cellular component: membrane. The transcript is spliced from 21 exons. Gene Ontology annotation, molecular function: transmembrane transporter activity. The record is from RefSeq and is a predicted model, not a curated record. Gene Ontology annotation, biological process: transmembrane transport.
AACCAAGGACAUAUGACUCAGAUUUCAAGGGGCCUGUUGCCAACAGGAGUUGUACGGAUGUUCUGUGCUGCAUGGUAUUCCUACUGUUCAUUGCUGGCUACAUUCUUUUAGGACUUGUGGCCUGGGUACAUGGCGACCCCCGGAGAGCGGCCUACCCUACAGACAGCCAGGGCCACUUUUGUGGCCAGAAAGGCACCCCCAACGAGAACAAGACCAUUUUGUUUUACUUUAACAUGUUACGCUGUACCAGCCCCUCCGUGAUGUCAACCCUACAGUGCCCUACCACACAGAUCUGUGUCUCCAAGUGCCCAGAAAAGUUUCUAACCUAUAUGGAAAUGCAACUUUUGUACACAAAAGACAAAAGCUACUGGGAAGACUACCGUCAGUUUUGUAAGACCACUGCUCAGCCUGCGAAGUCUCUCCCGCAACUUUUACUGGAUGAUGACUGCCCAGCAGCGAUUUUUCCAAGUAGACCUUUUCUCCAGAGAUGUUUCCCUGACUUCUCCACUAACAAUGGCACUUUAACAAUAGGAAGCAAGGUGCUAUUUCAAGAUGGAAAUGGGAAGACAAGAAGUGUUGUGGAACUCAGGGAUGCUGCAAAUGGUAUCAAUAAAAUUCUUGAUGCAAGGACUCUUGGAUUGAAAGUGUUUGAAGACUAUGCAACGACUUGGUAUUGGAUUCUCAUUGCCCUGACCACCGCCAUGCUCCUCAGCUGGAUGUUUCUGAUACUCCUGAGGCUCAUAGCAGGAUGCCUCUUCUGGGUCUUCAUGUCUGGUGUGCUCGGAAUUAUAGGCUACGGAAUAUGGCACUGUUAUCAGCAAUACACUGAUCUUCAGGAACGCCCAAGUUCUGUAUUAAGUAUAUAUGACAUCGGAAUUCAGACCAAUAUAAGCAUGUACUUUGAGCUGAAGCAAACAUGGUUUGCACUCAUGAUAAUACUCUGCAUCGUUGAGGUGACAGUCAUACUCAUGCUGAUCUUCCUCAGGAAUCAAAUCAGCGUCGCCAUCAUCCUGCUAAAGGAAGGGAGCAAAGCCAUUGGGUACAUCCCCAGUACAUUGAUUUAUCCACUUUUAACUUUCAUUUUGCUCUCAAUCUGCAUUUGCUACUGGGCUGUGACAGCUGUUUUCUUGGCAACUUCGGGAGUACCUGUGUACAAAGUUGUAACCCCAGCGGGGAAUUGCGUCCAUGAAAAUCAAACCUGUGACCCAGAGCUUUUCAAUUCAACUGAAAUUGCCAAAGUUUGCCCCGGGGCUCUGUGCAACUUUGCUUUCUAUGGUGGAAAGAGCUUGUAUCACCAAUACAUCCCCACCUUCCAUGUAUACAAUCUAUUUGUGUUCCUCUGGCUUAUCAACUUUGUCGUCGCACUGGGCCAGUGUGCCCUUGCCGGUGCCUUCGCAACUUAUUACUGGGCCAUGAAGAAGCCCGAUGACAUCCCACCCUAUCCACUUUUUACUGCAUUUGGACGAGCCAUACGAUAUCACACAGGAUCACUGGCAUUUGGAUCUUUAACUAUUGCAUUAAUUCAAACGUUUAAAAUGAUCCUCGAAUACCUGGACCAUCGUGUUAAACAUGGCGAGAACAUACUUGCUAAAUUUCUACAAUGCUGUCUGAGAUGCUGUUUCUGGUGUUUGGAAAAGGUAGUCAAGUUUCUAAACAAAAACGCCUAUAUUAUGAUUGCAAUAUACGGCAGAAACUUCUGCAGGUCAGCAAAAGAUGCUUUCAACCUGCUGAUGAGAAAUGUUUUAAAAGUUGCAGUUACAGAUGAAGUUACAUACUUUGUAUUAUUCCUGGGGAAAGUUCUAGUGACUGGGAGUAUAGGUGUCCUGGCCUUCCUCUUCUUCACAGAAAGAAUGCCAACGAUUGCAGCAGGGCCGACGUCUUUAAAUUACUACUGGGUCCCUUUGCUGACUGUCAUUUUGGGGUCUUACCUGAUUGCACAUGGGUUCUUCAGCGUCUAUGCAAUGUGUGUUGAAACCAUUUUCAUCUGCUUCUGUGAAGAUCUGGAGAGAAAUGAUGGAUCUGCAGAAAAACCCUACUUCAUAAGCCCCAACCUGCACAGAAUUCUGGUCAAGAAGCAACUAGGUCCUCAGAAGCAGAAAGAGUAGAAAGGUUCCAAAUCGUGUCGCUCGCUUUUGAGUAGAGGUUUUGUAAAUUAGGUCCAUUGUAAUCUGGAAAUGUCGCUGUCGCGUGAUGUGAAAUUUCUGUGCAUGUUGCUAACAGAGUCAGCAUCUGGUCCCAGGUGUCAGACAUCUGAUGACAGUAGCUUCUGUCUACUUUAUAGACUGUGGUCUCAGCUGACGAGGAACGUGUCAAUGUC